Molecule: messenger RNA, 300 nt
Organism: Dicrocoelium dendriticum
Lineage: Eukaryota; Metazoa; Platyhelminthes; Trematoda; Plagiorchiida; Dicrocoeliidae
Source: the annotation of a GenBank genome assembly
AUGGAGGUGGUUGAAAUGCACGAAGACAGCCUAACCGUAUUAAGUUCCAACAAAUGCCGAGAAUACAACAAGGAUCUGCAGGAGGAGUCCACCAUUUGCGCAGGUUCCGUUGACAAAGACACAUGCUACGGCAACAGCGGUGGCGGCCUAUACUGUCGACUGCCUAAUUCUAAAAUCUGGUACAUCGCUGGCGUGACAAGUUUCGGAGAAACUGAUGGAUGCGGAAAACUUCCGGGACUCUACACAUCCGUCAUUGCUCAUACAGGCUGGGUUCAGCGAGUAAUCAGAGAGUCGACAUAG